Molecule: messenger RNA, 313 nt
Organism: Scutellospora calospora
Lineage: Eukaryota; Fungi; Glomeromycota; Glomeromycetes; Diversisporales; Gigasporaceae
Source: the annotation of a GenBank genome assembly
GUCAAGUGAUAGACGUCCAUCAAGAAGGCACCAACAUAGUGAUUCAAUCGGUGAAGAUAAAUUUAGAAAUGGCCCUCAAGUCACUAUCCUUAAGAGACCUCAAUCUGCUACCGAUUUUGAACAUGAUUAUCAACUUACUUCUGCCGUUGCUGCUGAUUAUUCUAAAGAACGUAGACGUUCGGAUGCUUCUAUUUCCAAACGUAAAUGCUCUCAACGGCGUAAAGAUAUAAAAUCAAUUUCAGGAAUUUUACAAGUUAUCGAACCAUCUUUCAAUAAUUAUCAAUUACCAGAUUCUUCUAAUAAAGAAUCUGAU